UCUGGUUGCGCAGCAGAAACUGGCAAGAAUGAAACUUAAUAAGACGUACCCAGAAAAUAUCAGUGUGCUAAGUUUUGAUGCUGAUUCUUCUGGUUCACUUUCCAUGAUAUCAAACAACAGCAAGAAAGAUUGCUGGGAUUGCAGUCAGAGUGACGCAUCUUAUUGCUGGUGUUCCAAGCAGUGCUACUGGAUCUCUGUUGUUGUGAUGCUGUUACUGGGAGUUACUGUUGCUGCUCUGGCAUGUGCUAUAAUCUUUGGCAUCCCGAAAAAUAUUCCAGACAGAGUUUGUAUAACUGCAAACAAUCAGUCAGGAUUCCAGUGUGAUGACCAUGUCACCUGUUUGCAAUCAUCUCAAGUUUGCCACAGGAUCGAGGAUUGUUUGGAGAGUGCUCAUGAAUCUGCAAUGUGCAGUAGGUAUUGUUAUGAUAGAUUUUCCUCUUGCAUUUAAUUUCCUUUUUAACUGACUUUAAGCUGAUGCCCCACUCUUUCACUAGGUGAUGUGCCACACAAUCUACCAAGCUAUCUUGUGUUUACAUGUGGCAAUCCUAAUUCAUGGAUUUAUACUGAUCAAGUGUGUAAUGGAUUUAACAACUGUGGAGAUUGCUCGGAUGAAUCGGGACCACGUGAGCAUUAAUCCUUAGAAUCUAAAUUCAAAUACAGACUUUUUCAUUGCUUUAUCCAACCUAGGGUUUUUAAAAGUGCUUUGAGAUUGUUGCAAAAUUGUGAAAGUGGUUAUACAAUAUUUCUGGCACAUUAAAAUCUCCCUUUAUCACCAGUUCCACACAGUUGGAAAGGGACAACAUCUGCAGAUAUCAUGAUCUGCUGUUUGAGGUCACUGCACUUUUGCUGGGGAAGGUAUAUGUAGAAUAUGACAAUAAGAUCCUUAGUUAGAUUGAGUAACUGAACCUACUAGCAGCUACAGAAUAUAUUUGCUUCUGCUCGUCGUGCCCUUGGGGUGCUGCAUCUAGAGCUGCUAGUUGGUUGUCAGUCUGGAAUGUGUGGAGAAAGCAUAGUUGUCUCAACUACAGUCCAAUACAGAAAAGAAGCCAUGUAUUUGGGGUGGGAUUCGGGAAGACAAGGAGAAGAACUUGUUCCUUUUUUUUAAUGGGGUAUCUAAUCAUGCUUGUCCAAGCCAUACAAUAUCCAAUCAGAAGUAUUCAAUACUGUAUUAGUUCUCAAACAUAACAUCUUUUUCUACACCCUAAAUGUCACAUGACUAUCUGCAUUAUAUUUUCUAUAUUAAGUAAAAUUUAAAAUAUGGAUGAUGUCAAACUAUUACUACGUUGGAUCUAAUUUUAAUUUCAGUGUCCAACUGUCUUCCAUGUGGGCCAAAGUACUGGAGCUGCAAGUCUGUUAUUUCUCAGUACUGUGACUGCAUUCCGAGAGAGCUGUGCAGAGAUAAUGUACAACACUGUGUGGA
Molecule: messenger RNA, 1420 nt
Organism: Stegostoma tigrinum
Lineage: Eukaryota; Metazoa; Chordata; Chondrichthyes; Orectolobiformes; Stegostomatidae
Product: low-density lipoprotein receptor class A domain-containing protein 1-like
Exons: 4
Coding region: 29-448 (139 amino acids)
Source: RefSeq, a predicted model, not a curated record